GAAUUACAGAGAUGGAAUCUAUUGUAAUGAAAGGCGGAGAUGGCCCCUACAGUUACCGGCGAAAUUCCAUGAUACAGGAUCCUGGUUCGAAAGAGACAAGAAAAAAAGCAGGGGAUACAUGUAAUGUAAGCAGAAUAAGACAAAGACAAAGGGGAUUACAGUUUGUAGGAUCCAUUUCUGGCGAACGAAGGACUCAUGGGCAGCUGCAAAUACUCAAGCUAAGGAGGAGAAAGAUGGAGGUACCAUGGAGCUUGCGGUGGUUCUAGUAGCCAGUAGGGGAGGAGGCAGGCGCUUCGGGAGGGGUGCCCACUACCAAACAAUCAAGAGACUGGGUCUGCUCCUUACACAGGGCUCCUCACAACGACCUUACAUGAACAUCCCACCAUGCAUUGGGAAUAAGAGAGAAGGGUUAAAACGUAUAAAACCCUUGGUCUACAAUGGCAUCCAAGAAAUGCUUGAUCUUGAUCCUUCUGCCUCUGAUCAUGUCUUCCGCAUAGCCGAUCUUGGUUGUUCAGUGGGACCCAAUACCUAUGAAUGUGUUGAGAACAUAAUAGAAGCAGUGGAGCACAAGUACAGAUGUCAUGGCCGCCUAAGCUCUAUUAGUAUGCCAGAGUUUCAAGUCUUCUUCAACGACCACGCUGCCAAUGACUUCAAUACUUUGUUCCUCAACCUUCCCUCACACAGACACAGGCGAUACAUGGCCGCCGGUGUGCCAGGCUCUUUCUAUGGCCGUCUGUUCCCAAAGAAAUCUUUGAACUUUAUAAACUCCUCCUACACUCUACACUGGCUCUCAAGGGUUCCUAAGGAGGUGACAGAUGAAAAAUCUCCGGCGUGGAACAAAGGGAGAAUUUCUUACGUAGAUGCACCGCAUCAAGUGUCGGAGGCCUACACUGCUCAGUUUGGAAAGGACAUGGAGAAGUUCUUAGUUGCUAGGGCAGACGAGAUGGUUUCUGGAGGGUUAAUGACUCUUCUCAUUGCAGGCCGCCCAGAAGGGAUUGCCCCAGCUGACUCUGUGGCUAUUCAAAUCGUCAACUGCUUGGGAUCUGUUCUCAUGGAUAUGACUAAGCAGGGCCUUGUAAAUGAAGCUCUUGUGGACUCCUUCAAUCUACCUAUCUUCUUCCCAACUGCUUCUGAACUGAAAGAAGUGAUAGAACGAAAUGGGAGUUUCAGCAUACAGAGAAUGGAAAAUUUAUGCAUCUCACCCAUGUUACACACCAGUGAACAUGCAAGAAUUCGUAGCCUCAAUGUGAGAGCAACAAUUGGAGACACGGUAUGCAAACACUUUGGUUCUCAAAUUGUUGACGAAGUCUUCGACAGGUACCGGCAGAAACUUGAAGAACUAGGUAAGAUGCCGAGCUUCACAGAGAAGUAUAAUGAGCUGUUUGUAACUUAUCUCAAGCGCAAUUAAAAGCUGUUUGGAUGAGAAUGACAGUUAAAAUAAUAAGCCCAUUGCAUAUAUGCAUGCAAUGUAUUUAGCAGUCUGAAACUUUCCAAAUCUAUGUAUACACAUUUCCAGUAUCAAACUGUUUGUGAUGAAAUA
This is a messenger RNA of Nelumbo nucifera (sacred lotus), 1540 nucleotides long. Its product is annotated as loganic acid O-methyltransferase-like. Gene Ontology annotation, molecular function: methyltransferase activity. Lineage: Eukaryota; Viridiplantae; Streptophyta; Magnoliopsida; Proteales; Nelumbonaceae. The record is from RefSeq and is a predicted model, not a curated record.